AUGGCCCCGUACGCGGCCGAGCGCGACCGCGAGCCCAGCGCCGCCGACGCCCCCAACUUCUCGCACCCGCACCCGCACACCCCCAAGGGCCUGCCGCACCGCACCCCGUCCGAGCGGUCGCUGCCGCUGCGCGAGCGCGGCCCCAAUGCCAGCAGCGCCGCGAGCCCCGCGAAGAUGAACGGCAGCGCGAAGCCCCUGCAGGCGCCGCCCGCCCACGCCCGCCCUGCCAAGCCCGCGAGCGACCGCCGCGUCUCGCACGACAGCGUCCGCCGCAGCCGUGCCGACACAGAGCGCGACAGCCACAGCCUGCGCCAGUCGACCGACAGCCGUGCCACGGCCGACGUCAUGGCCCGCGACGACGGCUACUUCGCCUCGGUGCACGGCAGCGAGUCGCGCGACAUGCUGGGCACCACCCACGUCAAGCUGGGCCAGCUCAACUCGCUCGACGGCGCCCGCGAGGCCCAGAAGGACUUUGUGCCCCACGUGACGUCGCCCGCCGAGUCCAGCGCCCUGCGCGUGUCCGCCGCGAGCGCCGCCUCGCCCUCGCCCGCCCAGCCGCCCUACCGCCUGCAGCAGCGCCACACCCUCGAGGUGCCCAAGCUGUCCGGCUCCCGCCCCCGCGACUCGCAGAACAACACCGACGACGUCGUCACCGCCAGCGGCCGCUUCUCGCCCACCUCGGCCUCGCGCCGCCGCGGCUCCAUGUCGCUCGUGCGCCGCACCACCCGCUCCAUCAACUCCGACAUGCACCUCGACGAGGUCCCGCAGGACGACGACGCCGCGCGCUGGGCCGAGCACAUCCGCCAGAAGCGAGCCAGCAAGCGCAAGCGCCGCGAGGACGAGGACGAGGACCGCGUUGUCGUGGGCACCAAGGUCGACCAGAACCACGUCAACUGGGUCACCGCGUACAACAUGCUCACUGGCAUCCGCUUCACCGUGUCUAGGACCAAUGCCAAGAUGGACCGUGAGCUCACCGACGCGGACUUCGAUGCUAAGCACAAGUUCUCCUUCGACAUCACCGGCAACGAGCUCACGCCCUCGGCCAAGUACGACUUCAAGUUCAAGGACUACGCCCCCUGGGUCUUCCGCCAUCUCCGCGGCACCUUCAAGCUCGAUCCUGCCGACUACCUGGUAUCGCUAACGAGCAAGUACAUCCUGUCUGAGCUGGGCUCGCCCGGCAAGAGCGGCAGCUUUUUCUAUUUCUCCCGAGAUUACAAAUACAUCAUCAAGACCAUCCAUCACGCCGAACACAAGUUCCUCAGAAAGAUCCUGAAGGACUACUACAACCACGUACAAGAAAACCCAAACACCCUGCUUUCUCAGUUUUAUGGCCUACAUCGCGUAAAGAUACCCUACGGACGCAAGAUCCAUUUCGUCGUCAUGAACAACCUGUUCCCUCCCCACCGGGACAUCCACCACACAUUCGAUCUCAAGGGGUCAACCAUUGGUCGCGACUUCCGAGAAGAAGACCUCGACAAGAACCCCCGCGCAACACUCAAGGACCUCAACUGGUUACGAAGAGACCUGCACCUAGAACUCGGGCCAACGAAGAAGGACGCUUUUAUUGAGCAGAUGCGGAAGGAUGUGAAGCUGAUGCAGAAGCUCCACAUCAUGGAUUACUCCAUGCUCAUUGGCGUCCACGACCUGGAAAAGGGCAAUGAGGAGAACCUGCGCGAGAAGACAUUGAAGGUGUUCCAGCCAGGCGGUGAAGCUGCCGAGGAGCCUCAACCCAACCAGCUUAUGCGGACACCGUCAAAGUUGGAAACCGCACGCAAGGCACGAGAGCUUCGACAAUCAGUCAAGACUCAAAAACCAGUACCCAUGGAGCAGACCUCUGCUAGAAUGCCGGACGAAUUGGAGGACUCUAAGAAGCACUUUUAUUUCUACUCGGACGAUGGUGGUUUCCAAGCUACACACGAGGACGAUCGCGCUGGGGAAGAGAUCUACUACUUGGGUAUCAUCGACUGUCUGACACAUUACUCCCUAAUCAAGCGAAUGGAGCAUUUCUUCAAGGGCCUUACGAAUACUGAGUCCCAGAUCUCCGCCAUUCCUCCCGAACGUUACGGAGAUCGCUUCCUCAAGUUCAUCACUGGCGUAACCAAGACAAAAGAAGCCGCUGAACGGGAAAAGGCAGAAGCAGCCCUGCAUCCUCCUGAGGAAGCUGGUGGCGCCAUUUCACGCAGCUCAACAGACCGUGUCAUGGAAAAGGCCGAACACCAAGCAGAGAAAACGCACCCCGAACGCGAAAUCCCCAACCUUCAAAUGCGCGCGGUCCGUAGUCCCUCUGCCGAACGCGGCGAGAUGGGCACCACGCUUCCCGUCGUCGAAGAAGCAGGCGAAGCCUCUAGCCUAGGCGGCCGUAGCAACCGCUCCCACGACGCACCGACCCGCUCUGCGCCACCGCCGCCAGGAGAAAUCCAAGCGUCACCUCUACAAAGGCCUCUGGCACGCGACGUGGAGCACGGAAGGCCACCGCCCACACCUCCCAAGGACUCAGCAACAGGAAGCGUAGGACGACCCCCGACGCCACCGAAGGAUGACCACUACGCGCAUAACAGGCACUCUGGGCCACCGACGCCGCCAAAGGAGGCCAAGGGUCGAAGCAGCGUGGACAAGGAGCUGCCGCGAACACCACUGGAGACGUCGAUCCGGGUCAACUAA
Boeremia exigua is the source of this 2661-nucleotide messenger RNA. RefSeq lists its product as uncharacterized. Gene Ontology annotation, biological process: phosphatidylinositol metabolic process. Bases 1 to 2661 code for a protein of 886 amino acids. The transcript is spliced from 2 exons. NCBI's taxonomy places the organism in Eukaryota, Fungi, Ascomycota, Dothideomycetes, Pleosporales, Didymellaceae. The record is from RefSeq and is a predicted model, not a curated record. Gene Ontology annotation, molecular function: phosphatidylinositol kinase activity.